Messenger RNA from Vombatus ursinus (common wombat), 837 nucleotides. RefSeq names its product G protein-coupled receptor 61 (gene GPR61). Gene Ontology annotation, biological process: G protein-coupled receptor signaling pathway. The transcript has a single exon. Gene Ontology annotation, cellular component: endosome; signaling receptor complex; plasma membrane. The record is from RefSeq and is a predicted model, not a curated record. The coding region runs from base 1 to 837 and encodes 278 amino acids. Gene Ontology annotation, molecular function: G protein-coupled receptor activity. Lineage: Eukaryota; Metazoa; Chordata; Mammalia; Diprotodontia; Vombatidae.
AUGGCCUCUGUGCCAGUGUUGGGGAGGGCCUCACCAGAGCGUGGGCCCCCUGACUUCCCUCCUGGCUGCUCCCUCCAGUGGAGCCACAGUGCCUAUUGCCAACUCUUUGUGGUGGUCUUUGCUGUGCUUUAUUUUCUGCUGCCCCUGCUGCUCAUUCUAGUGGUCUACUGCAGUAUGUUCCGUGUGGCCCGGGUGGCUGCCAUGCAGCAUGGGCCCUUGCCAACAUGGAUGGAGACUCCACGCCGGCGAUCUGAGUCACUCAGCAGCCGUUCUACUAUGGUGACCAGCUCAGGGCCCCCGCGGACCACCCCUCAUAGGACGUUUGGUGGGGGGAAGGCAGCUGUGGUCCUGCUGGCUGUUGGGGGCCAGUUCCUACUUUGCUGGCUACCCUAUUUCUCCUUCCAUCUUUAUGUUGCUCUGAGUGCCCAGCCCCUUCCUACACAGCAGGUAGAAAGUGUGGUGACCUGGAUUGGCUACUUCUGUUUCACUUCCAAUCCUUUCUUCUAUGGCUGCCUCAAUCGACAGAUCAGGGGGGAGCUCAGCAAGCAGUUUGUUUGCUUCUUCAAGCCGUCCCCAGAGGAAGAGUUGAGGCUGCCAAGCCGGGAGGGCUCCAUAGAGGAGAACUUCCUGCAGUUCCUUCAGGGGACUGGUGCCACUGAGCCCUGGGCUCCUCAAACCCCAAUCAGUCCAAAGCAGGAACCACCAGCUGUGGACUUCCGAAUCCCAGGCCAGAUUGCCGAAGAGACUUCUGAGUUCUUGGAGCAGCAGCUUCCUAGUGACAUCACUGUGUCAGAUGGCUACCUCCAUCCGACUCUCUCACCCCAGCCUGAACCAUGA